Oncorhynchus kisutch (coho salmon) is the source of this 5107-nucleotide messenger RNA. Its product is annotated as LHFPL tetraspan subfamily member 3 protein. NCBI's taxonomy places the organism in Eukaryota, Metazoa, Chordata, Actinopteri, Salmoniformes, Salmonidae. Gene Ontology annotation, biological process: sensory perception of sound. The transcript has 4 exons. Bases 1265 to 1948 code for a protein of 227 amino acids. The record is from RefSeq and is a predicted model, not a curated record. Gene Ontology annotation, cellular component: plasma membrane.
AGUCAUAGAGACCGAGUGACCGGGGGAGGCGCGCCGCGUACACUAACCGGACCACUGAAUCUGAGAGGCCAUUUUCGCCCUGACCGAGCCGCGUGAGCAUUUGAAAUUUGUUUUGCGAUUAUUGUACAGCCUCCAUUUCGACGCGCAAGCUGUCAAGCGCAGAUCAUGUGAUUGCGAGGAUGUGGGCUUGUCUUGUCGUCCGGAUCUGUCCGUAACCUACAGACGGUACCAAAGCCAGAACGUGAGGUUGGGAUUGAUGCAGCAGUGUUUGGACGGCUAGUCACGAAUGUAGGGCUGCACAUCUCUUUGAAAUAUAUUGCUUGGAUAGAAUGUAACAGGCUAUAUUUAAACACCUCAUGGGGCAGACAGAUGCAAUGUUGUUAUAGGUUGAGAGAACUGAACAUCGUCAGCGUUGACACGCACACCACUGUCCGCUUCAUCUGGUGCGGUUAUUGAAUCGUGUCUCCUCUUUUCACUCCUCCUCUUCUCCUCUCCUUUCUUUCAGCAUCACUGACAGGGGCUGCUGAUGCUGCCGUAGCUCGUGAAAAUAUUCUCCGUAGCAAAGUACCGGGACAGGGCUGUGUGUAAUUUAUCCCGGGCUAGAUGCUGUGAAUUAUCUCGCAGGAUUGUGAUUUGGGUUUACCGGAGGGAAUGCAUCAUAGACAUUGUGUUUCGUUUGAUUCUGUCGCUGUCGUCUACAUUGCUUAGGAAAUUGGAGGCAUAGCCUAUUGCAGUCACUGCUGUUCUGUAAGCUAAAUGUCAUGUGUAAUAUCCGAAUGACAAUCUGAUAUUUGCUGUGUUUUUCAAGGAGGUAUUCCGGGGACAUACGCAAGUGACACGUGCCCAGAGAGCGAUGUGUCUGACAGACGGGCAUUCGUAGCCUACGAGAGAGGUGGGAGGGAAUUAUUUCUCACAUACACUAGUUCAGGAGUCGCCAAGUUCUCAGAGUUAUCAGUUAGGCUAAAUAUAGGAGCGAGCUUGCAGAUAAACGUUUUGACUAUCCAGUUUAUGCACCAGCAUCGGGAUGCGACGUCAUGAGUUGAAUAUGCUGGCCAGAUGUUGCCUUUGAUGUGAUUCAUUCAAUCUAGGCUAGGCCUACUGUUGGGUGCUUUUUACAGCAGAAAUAACUACGGACUCCUGCAUUUCUCAACUAAUUAAUUAGUCAGUUAAUUAGCCCCCCCGUUGCUUGUCUACCUAAUUUAAAUAAGCAUAUCUAGGCUACUUCAUAAUACCCGGACUGGGAUACAACACAAACUGUGCUACAAUGAUACCCGGAUCGGCCGCGUCGAUGCUCCCAUCCAUGUCGACGGAUGACAUUAAACUAUACCAGCAUAACUACGUCCGCAACUCCCGUGCCAUCGGACUCCUGUGGGCCAUUUUCACCAUCCUGUUCGCCAUCUUGAACGUGGUGAUCUUCAGCCAGCCCUAUUGGAUCGGAGACGGCGUGGACACCCCUCAGGCCGGCUACUUCGGCCUCUUCCACUUCUGCACCGGCGACGGAAUCCAGAGAGAGCUCGACUGCACAGGGACCUUCACAGAGUUCGCUCAGAUCCCUUCCACGGCGUUCAAGGCCGCGUCGUUCUUCGUAGGAAUGUCGAUGAUGUUGGUGAUGGCUUGCAUCGCUUCCUUCACUCUCUUCUUCCUGUUCUCCACCACCACCGUCUAUAAGAUCUGCGGCUGGAUGCAGGGGGCCUCGGGUGUAUGUCUGGUUAUGGGCUGUAUAAUCUACCCUGACGGCUGGGACAGUGACGAGGUGCGGAGGAUGUGUGGGGAGCAGACGGACAAGUACAGUCUGGGAGCGUGCUCCAUGCGCUGGGCUUACAUCCUGGCUAUCAUGGGGGUUCUGAAUGCCCUCAUGCUCUCCUUCCUGGCUUUUGUACUGGGCAACAGACAGGACGGACUCAUGACCGAGGAACUACUGGCUGAGAGCAAGGCUGGGAAUGCCUAAAACAACCCAUAGGUGUCUGCGUUUCCUAGUGUGUAUGUGUAACUUUCAUCAUCACGCUCCAGAGUUUUACCCAUCAUCCCCCAGAAGAGGACGACACUGGCACACCAUGGCUGUGAGAGAGAGAGAAGAGAGAGAUCGAGAGGAGAAGAGAGUAAAAGAGAAAGAGAGGUGGACAAUGAGUGAGCGAAACAGACAGGAGAGAAAUGCUAUGUAGCUAGAUGUCUCCCAUUCAUUCACACAUGUACUGUAUUCUAGUUCUCACCUUCUAGGCUAUGCUGGAUCUGCCAAUGAUAUGUACAUCUCUAUUAUAUUGGCCCUGCUCACAGUCCUACAGUCUCUCUACCUCCACACUAUUCCACUAUCACUGAACCCCUAGGAACCCCAGCAGAGACAAGACAAUCUUCACACAGCCGAUCAUCGACCAAGACGGAGACAGAGACUGACCAACAGAAGACGUAUUGAUUAUCUGCAAGAAUAUGGAUGAAGAAGACUGGGUUGAAGUAUUGUUCUUGAAAUCACGUAUUGUAGUGAGAGAAAAAACACACACACACACUCAGAUACACACUCAGGCACACACACACUCAGACACACACUCAGGCACACACACACUCAGACACACACUCAGGCACACACACACUCAGACACACACACACACACACUCACACACUCAGGCACACACACACACUCACACACUCAGGCACACACACACACACACUCACACACUCAGACACACACACACUAUCACACUCAUGUAGACAGUCACAUUUGAAUGCGUACAGGGCAUUCAGAAAGUUCAGACACCUUGACUUUCCACAUUUUGUUUACGUUACAGCCUUAUGCUAAAAUGGAUUACAUGUUCUUUUUCCCUCAUCAAUCUACACACAAUACCCAAUAAUGACAUCACAAUACCCAAUAAUGACAUCACAAUACCCCAUAAUGACAUCACAAUACGCCAUAAUGACAUCACAAUACCCCAUAAUGACAUCACAAUACCCCAUAAUGACAUCACAAUACGCCAUAAUGACAUCACAAUACGCCAUAAUGACAUCACAAUACCCCAUAAUGACAUCACAAUAACCCAUAAUGACAUCACAAUACCCACAAUGACAUCACAAUACCCACAAUGACAUCACAAUACCCCAUAAUGACAUCACAAUACCCCAUAAUGACAUCACAAUACCCCAUAAUGACAAAGCAAAAACAGUAAGUAUUCAACUCUUUGCUAUGAGACUGUACAUUGAUCUCAGGUACAUCCUGUUUCCAUUGAUAACCCUUGAGAUGUUUCUACAACUUGAUUGGAGUCCACCUGUGGUAAAGUCAAUGGAUUGGACAAUAUUUGGAAAGGCACACACCUGUCUAUAUAAGGUCCCACAGUUGACAGUGCAUGUCGGAGCAAUAACCAAGCCACGAGGUCGAAGGAAUUGUCCGUAGAGCUCUGAGACAGGAUUGUGUCGAGGCACCAAAACAUGCAGCAUUGAAGGUCCCCAAGAACACAGUGGCCUCCAUCAUUCUGAAAUGAGAGAAGUUUGGUAUGUCCUUGAGUGACCCAGCCAGAACCCAGACUUGAACCCAAUCAAACAUCUCUGAAAAGAGACCUGAAAAUAGCUGUGCAGCAACACUCCCCAUCCAACCUGACAGAGCUUGAGAGGAUCUGCAGAGAAGAAAUGGGAGAAACUCCCCAAAUACACGUGUGCCAAGCUUGUAGCAUCAUACCCAAGAAGACUCAAGGCUUUAAUCGCUGCCAAAAGUGCUUCAACAAACUACUGAGGAAAGGGUCUGAAUACUUAUGGAAAUGUAAUAUUUCAGUUUUGUAUUUUUUUUUUGUAAUAAAUUCGCAAAGUUUUCAAACAACAUGUUUUGGCUAUGUCAUUAUGGGGCAUUGUGUGUAGAUUUAUGAGGGACAAAAAUGAUUUAAUCCAUUUUAAAAUAAGGCUGUAAUGUAACAAAAUGUGGAAAAAGUCAAGGGGUCUGAAUACUUCCUGAAUAUGCUGUAUACAUUGUAUCCUUAGACAUUGACCUUGUAAUAAAUCCCUAAUGCUAACACAUUAAGCAACACUAGAUACUGUAUAUUCGUGUCAUUUCCUGAAUAUGUGCUUGUUUUACUUGUGAAAAGAAGGAAAAUCACCUAAUUCUCAUGUGAUAUUUGGUGUCUUAUAACAUAAUGGGUGAACUCUUACAAACAAAACAUCCUCCUUAUCCUCCUGCCCCCCCCCCCCUUCCUCAAUAACCCUCUUUACCAGAACACUGUUGUCUAGCGUGAGUUGCUACGGUUACUGUGUAUAGAUAUUCACUGGAGAGAAGAAAAAAAAAUGUUUUACAAAAGUUUGGGGUGUAAUCAUGUAUAUUCUAAAAUAUCAAAAGAAGCACUAAUGUAGGAAUUCAUUUUGUAACUCCAUUGCAAGCAUAUGCUCAGCUCGAUUUACACAGUACUUCAUGAACUUGUGUCUCAAUAUUUUGUAGUUUGUGGUAUGGUAUAUUCUUCUUCACUGUGACGGGGGUGAAUGAAUGACUGCACGUCUCCUUUGUAUCUUGUAGCUGAGGGGUGAAUGUGUGUGUGAAUGAGUGUGUGUAUGGGAUAUGUGUCUGUCCACACGUUAAUGUGUGUGUGUUUAAUGCACCUUUUUAGUGUACCAACACACCGGCCUCGUCUCAUACCGACUGUCCUGUACAUACAAUACAUAUCUCCCUAUUUUAGCUCUCUCUCUCUCGCUCUCAAUUUCUCUCUUUCUUUCUUUCUUUCUCUCUCUCUCUCUCUCUCUCUCUCAAUUUCUCUUUCUCUCUCUCUCAAUUUCUCUCUUUCUCUCCCUCUCUCUCAGUAUGUGUUUAUCACUCAUUAUGGGGACAUACAGCAUACUAAGUGUGUAGAGGGUCAUAUAUAAUAAUCUAUUGAUUGAUUAAUUGAUUGGUUGAAUGAUUGAUAAGGCCUGAUGAGGUUAUUCUAGUCCUAUACCUCCAUCGUGAGUUAGGAGGAGGAAGAGGAGGUGUGGUGAGCUUUAGUGGAGAAAGGCCUGUCCCAGUCUCCUCUCUAUAUGUACCACUAAUGUAAAUAUCAAAACAGAUACCAAACAUUAAGAAACUAUAAGGAAGAGAAGAGUAACUGCAAUGAAAUAAAUAAAGAAGAAUAUAUGAGUGUGAUUAAUAAACGUUUUCACGAACAAC